This is a messenger RNA of Lepus europaeus (European hare), 1256 nucleotides long. RefSeq names its product eukaryotic translation initiation factor 3 subunit F (gene EIF3F). Gene Ontology annotation, molecular function: translation initiation factor binding; translation initiation factor activity; metallopeptidase activity. The transcript is spliced from 8 exons. The coding region runs from base 16 to 1107 and encodes 363 amino acids. Gene Ontology annotation, biological process: translational initiation. Gene Ontology annotation, cellular component: eukaryotic translation initiation factor 3 complex, eIF3m. The record is from RefSeq and is a predicted model, not a curated record. Lineage: Eukaryota; Metazoa; Chordata; Mammalia; Lagomorpha; Leporidae.
UUCUUUCUCGACAAGAUGGCCACCCCGGCGGUCUCCGCGAGUGCGCCUCCUGCCACCCCGGCCGCAACCCCGGCUGCAGCUGCCGCUCCAGCCUCCGCCCCGGCCGCGGCGCCAGCGCCAACGCCGGCUCCAGCGCCGGCUGCAGCUCCUGCCGCGGGAGCGGCUCCGGCCCCAGCCGCAGACCCUGCGGCGGCAGCGGCCACGGGUGCGGGCCAGACCCCGGCCUCCGCACAAGCCCCCGCGCAGACCUCGGCGCCCUCGCUGCCUGGUCCCGCGCUGCCGGGGCCCUUCCCCGGCGGCCGCGUGGUCAGGCUGCACCCCGUCAUUUUGGCCUCCAUCGUAGACAGUUACGAGAGACGCAACGAAGGCGCCGCCCGAGUGAUCGGGACCCUGCUGGGAACUGUUGACAAGCACUCGGUGGAGGUCACCAAUUGUUUCUCAGUGCCGCACAACGAGUCAGAAGAUGAAGUGGCUGUUGACAUGGAAUUUGCUAAGAACAUGUAUGAAUUGCACAAAAAAGUUUCUCCAAAUGAACUCAUCCUGGGCUGGUACGCUACAGGCCAUGACAUCACGGAGCACUCCGUGCUGAUCCACGAGUACUACAGCCGGGAGGCCCCCAACCCCAUUCACCUCACUGUGGAUACGAGUCUUCAGAAUGGCCGCAUGAGCAUCAAGGCCUACGUCAGCACUUCAAUGGGUGUCCCAGGGAGGACCAUGGGAGUGAUGUUCACACCUCUGACAGUGAAAUAUGCCUAUUAUGACACUGAACGCAUUGGAGUUGACCUGAUCAUGAAGACCUGUUUUAGCCCCAACCGGGUGAUUGGACUCUCGAGUGACUUGCAGCAAGUAGGAGGGGCCUCCGCCCGCAUCCAAGAUGCCCUGAGCACGGUGUUGCAGUACGCAGAGGAUGUGCUGUCUGGAAAGGUGUCAGCUGACAACACUGUGGGCCGCUUCUUGAUGAGCCUGGUUAACCAAGUGCCCAAAAUAGUUCCCGACGACUUUGAGACCAUGCUCAACAGCAACAUCAAUGACUUGCUGAUGGUGACCUACCUGGCCAAUCUCACACAGUCACAGAUCGCCCUCAAUGAGAAACUUGUAAACCUGUGAACAGGCCUCAAGCAGCACUCCUGCCAGUCUGGUGUCAGCCCUGGGACUCAGAAUGAAGUGGAGGAGAAGCGGUGUCUUGUGGUAUUGAGUCACCUGAGUCAGUCCACUGCUGGUGACUAAAUAAACAUAGCCUACCUUUUGUAAAUGAA